Messenger RNA from Protopterus annectens (West African lungfish), 591 nucleotides. Its product is annotated as protein RD3-like. Lineage: Eukaryota; Metazoa; Chordata; Ceratodontiformes; Protopteridae. The record is from RefSeq and is a predicted model, not a curated record. The transcript has 2 exons. Bases 1 to 591 code for a protein of 196 amino acids.
AUGUUUCUAGCAACACUUUUUGGUUGGAACGAAGGUUGCUCACAACCAACACAUCGCAGCACAGAGGAACUUGUAACGGAAACCCUUAUGGUGGAGCUUAGCUCCCAUGUGAAAAGACUGGAAAAAAUGCAACGUGAACGCAUAAUGGAGUACCAUAAGUUGAAGGCAGGAGUGGAUUACAGCUGGCUCAUUACUUUGCCCCGUCAGGGGUAUGAAAUUGCACCUGGGGAGAUGUUGGAACUCAGGGAUAUCUGCUCCAAAAUCAAACCUGCCCAGUGUGGACCAGUCAUUCUCAGGUUUCGUAAACUAGUAACAGAAUAUGAGCCUGAAGUUUAUGAGCUGUCACGGAUUUUCCAUUCAGUACUACAGGACUUUAUUGAACAAGAAGAAAAAGAUGAAGCACGUCGUAUGAUGGACUAUCGCUUCCAAAAGCAGCGAGCUAAGAGUCUUGCUUUUGUUGGCUUAAAGUCUCGACUAAAGAUUAACCCAUUUAAAAAUGAAGCCCAAACAAUCUCAGAAACAGAACCUGGUUUGACAGUGGCUCGCAGAACCAGGAGUAUGCCUGAAUUCAACACCUCGGAAGUGAUGUGA